CGCGCGUGCGCAGCCACAAAGUUGUGGUCGACACAUGCCUGAGUUGUCCACGUUUUUCGCUGCGGGGGCGGCCGGGAUCAGACCCAUUUUUGUGAAAAGUGAUCGAAAAUGCCUUCUUACCCUCUGAACCAGUGCGCAGACCUGGAAAACAUGAUGUGCAAGCAGUUACUGAGGCUUGGUGUGAGGGAGCAGAACGGACCGUCAUCGUUUCUAACUGUGCCAACGAGAACACCAGGCUGCAUCGGUCAGCCGCGGAGCUACACUUCGUUUUCCCUCUCGUUGCUGCCGUACAUCACCUCUGACCCUUCAGAUGUUUGUCUGUCCUCCUGCCACUGGGGGCAGCAGUUUGAAAGCUCUCUGGAUCCGGCAUCCACUCAAUGUGAAAAUUCAGGCUUUCUGGCCCAGCGGUCUUCUAGCCUGGUGGAGAAUAGCAGCGCUGCGGCUUCAGGUCUGUGCUGGUCCGGUACCGACUGGUUCUCCAACAGUGACAUCACUCAGUCUGCACUCAACUUUAGCUCCACUCUCGCUUCUUUGUCCAGUUCUUCCACCUCGUCACGCUACAAGACUGAACUGUGUCGCUCGUUCACUGAGAGCGGCCUGUGUAAGUACGGUGCAAAAUGUCAGUUUGCCCAUGGGCCACAAGAGCUGCGGGAUUUAACCCGGCAUCCCAAAUACAAAACUGAGCCGUGUCGUACGUUCCACACCAUUGGCUACUGCCCCUACGGGAUCCGCUGCCACUUUGUCCAUAACAGUGAGGAGGAAAAUAAACUCUUGCGCUCCCACUCUUCCUCCUCCAGUGGCCUGUCAACCCGCUCCCACAAACCUCUGGUCAGACAGAGCUUCAGUUUUCCCGGAUUUCCUUCCACUUUUCAACAGUCCCUUCAACCGGCCAUUCCCACUAAUCCCAUGCUGACCAAUGAUCCUUUUGCAGGCACCUCCUCAGCCUCCCCUCUGUCCUGUGCUGAUGUCACUGAUCUCCUCUCGCAUGCCUUCCUGGAGAUGGACUCGGCUUUUGAGGCCUCUCCCGCCACCCAGUACCCAAAUCCCACGGGCUGGGCUACUGCAGCGGAUCCACACCCUCAGUUCUUGCCUUCUCCAGACUCCGGCUGUUCUCCUUCUGGGCCAUCGCCCACAGCCUCCCCUUCCCUGAGGCAGAGUCCCUGUGUCAGUGGGGCCGUUGUGGGACCACCCAAUACUUUAUCCCUGUCCUUCACCUCUCUGUCAGAACCCGACUGGGAAGGAAGCAGCGGGAGCUCCACGAGUUCCCUCAACGGUUCUGAAUGCUGCAGCGUCAACGAGGCUGGCGGCAUCAACGAGUCCAACGGCAAACGGCUGGCUGUUUUUAGUCAACUCUCUGUUCCAGAGGAUGCCUCUGCAUUCUGCUCAUACGGUUCCAAGUCCUCUGUCCAGAAGCUCAUGGACGCAGUACACCCAUAAUGCACAUGCACUGCUCGUGCACGUGUGUGUGUGCGUGCAAGAACUGUGAGGCUUAACAUCAACAUGUCAAACUAAAAAGACUCAUAAGUCAUUAUGUUUGUGAUGCUGGAAAAAAAAUGUCUUGCCACCAUCAACGUAACUGCAGACACACUUAACGUUUGGACAAAAAGUUCUCCACGGGUUAGUUCCUUUAUCAAGAGUCGCCUUGGCUAGAAAUUUAACACAAAGAUCUAGUAAUCACGGUCUAAUCCGACCUUAAGUGCUGCUCAUCUUCGAGUCCUGAUUUUUAGCCUGGUCUGCAUAAUGACCUAAAGAAUGUGAUGAAACCAAAGAUGUCUUUUCUAAUCCCAAAGCCUUCAAUAGCAGCGGGGACAAAUGCAAAGUGACCCGUGUUUAUUUUUCUACAGUGUUGCAUAUAUAAGCUAGUAAAGUUGUUCUGUCUAAUAACUGUACAUUGUCGUGUUGCGUUUAGGUGGCUGGCUUCAUGUGAUGGAUGUUGAACCGCAGUGUUAAGUUUUUAAACAGCCAAAGUGCCUGAAACGUUGCUCAGCAGGUCACGUUGUGGUGUUUAUCUGUGACUUGUGGGUUUUUCAUACGUGUGGGACAGUUUUUUUUUUUUUUAUAAGCUAGUUGGAUUAAGUUCUCUCUCUGUUUAGAUUGGUGUUGACCAUAACCAAAUCUACCUAUUGGGGGGGUUAAUAGGCUGUCAGAUGGAUUAGUUGGUAUAAACUGUGACGUGUCUGCACAAGCAGGAGAUGCUGCUGAAAAUGUGACGUCAGUGGUCCAAGGAUGAAGGGGGUCUGAAUAAGUUUGAGUAUUCGAUUGGUUUUUAUCUGAUUUAAAGGAGAACUUCAGUAGUUUUCAACCUAUUCUCUAUUUUUUUUUU
Molecule: messenger RNA, 2323 nt
Organism: Thalassophryne amazonica
Lineage: Eukaryota; Metazoa; Chordata; Actinopteri; Batrachoidiformes; Batrachoididae
Exons: 2
Coding region: 109-1437 (442 amino acids)
Molecular function (GO): mRNA binding; metal ion binding
Source: RefSeq, a predicted model, not a curated record